AUGCAAUUCGCGGAGACUUUGCUAUCAUGUGAUGAUUCAGACUUUGAGCGCCUCCUUUACGACGAAGUUAGGACACAGGCGCUACGUAUAUGUGUUCCUCAAGGUUUGCAAACCUCUGAGACUUUGACAACUGAGCCGGUUGGGGACAGUGAAUUCGAAUCAAACAAAUCAGAAUAUUGUGCUUUAGAGAGAAAACUAUUCCGUAGUUUCGAAAAAUUCAUAGCUGGUCAGGAAGUCACAGAAAAUUCAGAAGAUUCUGCUGAGUGCUCAAAGCAACUGGAAUGUUACUUGCGAUCUUUGGCUCCUGGGGAACAAGGGAUAUGUGGUCGAAUAUUCCAAGCGAACGAACCAACAUAUUAUUGCAGGGAUUGUGCUGUGGACGCAACAUGUGUCCUAUGCCGAGGAUGCUUUUUCAAUAGUGGACAUAUUAAACAUAACUAUAAAAUUAGCACAUCGACUGGUGUUGGUUACUGUGAUUGUGGUGAUCCCGAAGCUUGGCGAUCAGAUGCUUGGUGCAAACUGCAUGCAAACCAGUCAGGAGAUGGAGAAAAUACUCAUAAUAAACUAACUACUAUUGAUGAUACCGAUGUCAAGCUAAAGGUUGAACUUGAUCAUCUUCGUCUCCGAAUAAACAGUAUCCCCCAAGACAUACGCAAUUUUUGUCUGACUGAUUUGAUUCAGGGUACAUCGCGUUUAUCAAAUGAUCGCCUGAGCAGUCGUCUGCGUAAAGGGAACACAGCAUCAGAACGCCCAUCAGAAGGAAGUGAUGCUGGGAGACAGGAUGUUGUUGAUGACUUAUGGUCUACAGAUGACGGUCAAAUUGAUUACACACAGGACGAUGAAGAUGUAUGGGAAAAUUGGCCUCCGCCUUUAUCGCAUAUCCCGCUUGUCUCUCCUACUGAAGAUGCUGUAUCAUUAGGGCAGGAUGCUUGGCCAAAAACUGCGCCCAGACGUCGUUCUGUAGUGAGUGUUCAAUCCCGUUGCUUUGCUCAGUUGGAACGAGCUAGAACGUACCAUCCUAGAUUAUUUCCUCCACGGACCGUGCGUCUAGCUUCCGGUCGAACUGCUGCCUCCCGAGCUUAUCUUGCUCUAUGUUACAAUAAUGAAUAUCAUAAUUACGAACAGGUUGUUAAGACGUUGAGACGUGUUUUGGACUGUACAUCUCAACAGGCUACACAUCAUGCAGUACUCAUUAAUUGUGAUGGUCGUUCAGUUCUUCAAAUGAAUGUUACCUCUUUGCAGGCUUCUAACCUUGCUUCAGUCCUGAUGCGUACCUCUACAAGUCUGUCUACACGUCCAUUGUAUUGUACAGCUCAACAUGCAGAUGUUUAUUCAAUGGAAUUAUUUUUCACCUUAUUUAUUCGAUGGCUUCGUCGAUUUUGUGAUAAUGUGCCGAGUUUAAGACCGGUUAUUUGUCAUGCAUUAUUAGGUCAUUUCCCUAAUGAUAAUGUUGAUAAAUUAAAUCAAUCCGAUGAAAUUUUGCCUAUAUUACCUCAUGGUGAAAUUGUCAAUGCUGAUUCAUUUUUAUGUUAUAUAUUGAAGCGUCAUAGCUUAACAUGGAGAUCUGUUCGGCAAGAAAUGUUACGUCUGAUUAUGAGUGUACUCUUGAAGGAUAAUUUCUAUCGAUGCGUAUUUGCAAUUGAAUUUACCAGAUCUUAUUCAUCAUUGAUUCAAAACCAUAUCUAUGACGAUCACUUGGAAACAGAUAGUUUGUGCGGUCUUAGUUGUCAAUUCUACACAGUUAUCAGUUUGGCACGUCAGUUAUUGGAGAACAACAGUAUACUUACUCGUUUACUUUCGCGACUGACAGCUGCAUUUGAGGCUAAUUCAAUAGCACUACCCAAUUUCUAUUCACAAAUAACUAAUCAAAAUGUGCCAGCAGAUAUUCAAGAAGAGUUAACUGUUGGUAACCUAACUACUGAUACAAAUGUUUCAUGGAUCGGUGCUGUUCUCGAUUUAUUAAGACGAUUAAAUCCAUUUGAAUGGGGUUCAUCAACUGCUAAUUGUGUUCUCCCGGAACCACGCGUUCUAUCAUGGCAAGCUGGUAAUACACUUGCUCGUUCAUGGUUUCAUCCAUUUGAACGGUUAUUCUGUGUUAUUCGUGAUAUUGAUUAUAUUCUCGCUAGCCUGACUAAUGCUCGACCGUUAGCCAAUAGUAUGGACAGAGUUUCUUUGUCGACUGAUGAUGAUAGUAGUUGGUGGACAGAAGCUGCACGAUCAUCUUACAUUGAAUAUAUACGACAACUUCUACAUUUACUUAGUUUUGUACAAGAUAUGAAUGGUAUGCAACGUGAAACACAGAAUCAUGUUGAAGAAGAAUUGGAAUGGGCUAGUGGAUUUUAUAUUAUGAGUUUGUUAAUCAAUCUACUUGGUUUAACAGUACAAGUGGCUAGUUCCGAUUAUAAACUCUAUCAACUUGUAUUACGUGAAGUUCGUCAGGUGUUUGAAACUCGUAUUGGCAUAAUGGAUCGUCGAUUUCGUAUCAAACCAUUAACUAUAGAUAUAAAAUUGUCAUUAUCGAAUGAAGAACAGCUCGAUCAUUUGAAAUCAGAUUCAAACAAUAAUGAUGAUAGUAAUAAUCAUACUAAAUUGAAUUUUCAUUCACUUGGUGUAACUACUGAAGUGUAUGUUUAUGAUGUAUCAGUGUAUCGAUUCAGUUUAUUACAACCAAUUCCACGUUUGUUAGCAAGCUUGUAUGGUCAUGGCUUAGAAAUGGGUUUUAAUUUUGACGAUUUGGGAUUGUUAGAUCAGGCAUUCGUUAAUUUGUUAAUAGAAAGGCCAUUACAAGUUUUUGCAUUCUGUGCUCAAUGUGACGCUAAAAUGUGGGUUCGUAAUGGAUAUGCUGUUCAACAGUCUAUGACAAAUAUUUUCAGUUCAUCGAUGCGUGUUGAACUGGUUGAUCGUGAUAUACAAUUGUUACAAAUUGCUAGUUGUGUUCUACCACCGGAUGAAUUUAUUAUUCGCUUAAUACAUAAAUUCCAUUUGGGCAAUUAUUUGAAAAGUGAAACGUGUAUGAAAGAACCAGGACCAGGUCGUGUGCAUGCAGUUGAAAUGUUACUACGUAUAUUACUUUCAUGUAUUACUAAUCGGUCUCGUCCUUCUAUCGGUUGCUUCACAAAGGAUUAUUAUGCACUCGAUAAUAAAGAUACUAGUAAUGGAUAUUCCAAUUAUCUUGAUAACAUACUCCUUGAUACUGACUCAGAAUUCUACUAUCCUAAUUUAAUCAAUGAUGUCAUUCAUACACUGUGUUUAAAAUCUUUAAGUUAUAGCGAAUUAUUAUCUGCUCUACCGUAUCAAAGUACAAAUAGUUUAUUGUUAAAUGUUACUAUUGAACAAUCGGAUAUAUCACACCUUCAUAAUAAUCAAUUUAAGGAGUCUAACAAAGAAAUAACCUUAGAUAAUAAAGUACAACCUGGAUCAUCAUGUUCAAUAGAUAUUGGUCCAAGACCUGUACCACCAGCCUCUGUAUCACGAAGUGCUAAUAAACGAGCUAUAGAUCAAGCACUACCUAAAAUAUUACGUAGAGUAGCAAUUCAAUCAUCUAUCAAUAAUCGUACUGUAUUUAAUCUACGACCAGAGUUUAUGGCUUAUCGUUUUAAUCGCUUUUAUUGGGGAUAUCGACAUCCGGAACAGACAACUGCUGAAGCAAAUGUGUCUAGGUGUUUAAAGAAAUGGAUACAAGAACAGAAUGAUCCAGAUUUGAAGAAUUUGCCUAUACCACCGCCUGCACCUCGUCCUUUACACAAAUUUGUACCAUCUGUGCUAUUGGAUAUUGGAUAUUUUCAUGGAACAGCAACCACCUGGUGGUCAUACAACCUACUUGAACUUCUGUUACAUCUAAUUACUGUUGCAUUAUAUGAAGAUGAAUUAGAAGGGAGUAAAACUGGUUCAUAUCCAUUUUUGGAAGCUGUCACUCAAGUACCAGAGAAAAGCGAAUCAGAUGCUGAAUUAAAAGAGCUUGCACGUUCUGGUCAUUGGUUGAAACCAGUAUCAAGUUGUAGGUUGGAGAUUUCUUCACGUUUAGAAGAUAAUUGUAUCACUUCUCGAUUACUUCGAAUAUUGAAUUCUACAUACCACGACGAUCAUUCUGACUUGAUAAGAUGGACAUUAAAUCAUUGGAAUAGAAUAGUUCAGAAUAUAACUGGAGAUCAGUCUUCUCGUAAAUCGUCUACAGAACCAACAAAGUUAUCGACCUCAUCAGUUAAACAAGAUCGUGCAGAGAUAGCACGAGCUCGGCGUGCUCGAAUGAUGGCACGUAUGAAAAAAAUGCAAAAUAACUUUACGGAUUCAUUAUCUCAGAAUGAAAAGGCAGCAUAUGAAGGUGAAUUGAUGGAUAUUGAUUCUCCUGCUUUGAAUGAAGGGGAUAGUCAGCAGACUAUGCAAACUGAUGCUGUAAUUCCAGCUAUAGUCCAGCAAUGUGCACUUGGGCCGACAAGAUCACUUGGCGCUGCUUCAUUUCUACUAAAAUCAUCAUCAUUAUCAACGUCAGGAGGAGGAGGAGCGAUUGCCUCAGCAGCAGAUACCGUAAUUGUACCAAAUCCUGAAUUGGUCACUUGUAAUUUAUGUCUGGAGGAAGUGACUGAACAAGCUGCUAGUCGUAUUGUAAUGGCUGCGCAUGUUUGUCGAUCAUCAGUAUUAUCUUCUCAAGGAAUUGGUUGGUUAGAAGGUCCAGCGACAAUGACUGUCAUUAAGCGUUUAUCACGUGAAAAUGAUAUGUGUUUGCCAACACAGUUGAAUAAUUCAUCAUUUCUAUCGACUGGGAGAAAUGAUGAUGCAGAGAAGGAUGGUUAUGCGAAUGAGCUUCUUCCUUAUCUAGCCUCUGCGGCAACCACGGUUGCAGCCACUUGUGCUGGUACAUCCCAUAUGGGACUUCGAUUGAUACCUAAUCUGAUUUCUGGGAUACGUUGUUUCGACUCGAAAAUGGACACCUCUUCACUGAAAGAUGUUUCUAUGACUGGUAUUAGUAGUAAUACUCUCUAUUCUGGACUAAUUGAUCAGCUACUGGAUAAUUAUCACCUUUUAGGUCAGCAAGAAACUGGAGAGUCUAUAGUAUUCGAUCGUUGGUAUCCUCGACCUUUAGUAUCUAGUCGUGAUCCAAUAGCUGAAGAAGGUUCAUUUUUCACAUUCUGUUGUCAUCCUAUGCAUGCUACUUGUAAGACAAAAUAUGCACGACAAUUGAAAGGUCGAGUGGAAGAUGUGAAUCGCAGUCGAAAUUCAUUCACACUAGCUUUUGACUUUCGUUGUCCAGUGUGCAAAUGUAUAUCGACAAUUGACUUACCGAUGUUAGGUCCAAUUUAUUCAAAUCUUCCUGUGGAAUGGUUACGUUUAAGAUUAUUAUUAUCUUCAAAUCAUCAGUUGAAUCAACAACCGUCUGUUGCUAAUAACAAUGCUAAUUUCCAACCAUUAAGUUCAUGGUUAUGCAGUCUCGCUCGUUGGUUAGAUAUGUUCUCCGAUUCGAAUGAUUUCAUAUUGGGUCCUUCAUUUCCUUUGAAAGAUGAUGACGGAGGUGGUGCCGCCACUUCGUAUGGAUCUGUUAGUGAUCGUUUGCAGAAAACGACUAGUGGACCACAUUCAUUGGAAGAUUACACCCUGUGGAAUUUCAGUAAUAUAGUCUCAUCGGAUAAUUCUUUAAACUGCUCAUCGUCUACAUCAUCACCAUCUCUUGAUAUCGGUUUAGAUAAUUGUCCACCGAGUGCAAAACUUUUAGCAUUCAGUGAAAAUUAUGAAGCAGUAUCAAAUUUGAUUAAUGCAGUAGUUAAACGAAUGAAGUAUAGUUUAAUUUUACAAGAUGAUGAUGAUGAUUUCAAUAAUAAAAAGGAUAAUACUAAUAAAAGUACUUCAAAGAAUACCAAUAAUUAUGGUACAAGUAGUAAUGGUAAUACCAAUAAUAAUCGCAACAGUCUGAAUCCAUUGAGUCGACAAUUUUGGACAUCUAGACGAUUUUCUAGACGUGCUUCAGAGAUUGACAAUGCUACUACAAGUUAUUCAGCUAACAAUAGUAAUUCAACAAUAAACGGAGGUUCUGGUUUAACAAGUUUUCUUCCAUCACAUUCUGCAUCAUUAUUUGUAGCUACUAAUCUGUUCACUUUUGUUCAACGAUUAGCAAGUUUAUGUCAACCUACCCCAUUGGAUUCACUUGUACAACGUCCAACUAGUCGACGUGCUGCCAACACUGUUGUAGAUUCGAUUCCUUAUAUACCCAAUGUUAUUAAUGAAGAAAACAAUGAUCAAGUUGUAGCAUAUAUUGUAGCGGAUACAGAUGUUCAAGUCAAUUCAUAUUCAUCUGAUGAUGACGAUGAUAAUACAACACCGCCUAAUCCAAAUGUUCACUUAUUGGUCACACAAUCAGAAUUCAGUACAUCAUCUACUACUGGAAGCUUAACUAGCAGUUACAGCGGUAAUCCUUCUAAUCUGACAUCGAAAACGACUACAACACCUAACAAAAAUACCGAACAAUCUAUAGGAAACUUAUUACAAACUAUACCGUAUAAUUCGUAUUCAAGUCUUUCUGAAACCAUUGAACACUUUCAUUUAGAUUUUAUGAGCUUUUAUGAACGCCUACGUACACUUGGCUCAUCAAUCCCGCAUACAACAGGUAUUGUAACACGUGCAACAACAGUCAACUCUCCAAUAUUAAGCUCUUCAAAAGUACUUCAAGUGUCUGAUCAUGUUACAAAAACCACUGAAGACUUCAAUCAUAAAAUAAUUGUUAAUUCGCAUAAUUUUGCUAAGAAUUAUUUAGAACGUGUUGCACAGCGUGCACGUAAUGUAAUAUGGUCAGCUGCAUGUGAAUGGAGAUCAUUACGACAUAGUGUAGCGUAUACACUAAUUGCUUCUGAACGUAGUUUAAGGUUACAUGGUUGUCAUGCGAAUUUCUUUAAUGGUGGUCUUGCAGAACGACGAAUUCACGGUCUUGAACAUUUGUUAAGUGUCUCCUUAACAGCACAUUCACGACAUGCUGUUGUUUCACGUGGUUGUCCAUUAUCAUGUGAUACAAGUGAUUCAAAGACAUUUGGACAUCGAUACUGUUGGCCUCAAUUAAAAAGUCAUCCUGUUUAUUGGUGGUGGUGGUCCUACUGUGUUCCCUUUGAUGCUGUGUCUAAGUCACAAUUAAAAGAUAUUUCUAAUGCUUGUCGUCUUAAUAAACCACCAACAUUGUUGAAUAUUGCUGUGACAGCUGUUAAUGUUGCAGCUACUGAAGAUGCUUGCUUCCUUUGGCGUUUAUUACUUCCACCAUUAGAGAAAUAUGCUAAAUCUGUGAAUGAUACUUCUUCAUCAGAGAAAUUAAAAUAUGAUACAUUUUCUUCAAUAUCACAUAUGCAUUCAUUGCAUUCAACGAAUAAUAAUGCUCAGUCUACAAGUCUUCUCUGGGAUGUGGAUAUCACAUUCCUGUUUAUCAGUUUAUUACAUUUACGUCCUGGUCUUGAAGAGUUUGGCUUAGAUAAUUGCCAGUGUACACGUUUAGCCAGUGAAGCUGAUGCAAAUGUCACAUCAGAAUCUGGUGCUGCUACAUUAGGAGCUCAUAUAUUAGCCUGUGAUGAAGGUAGGAUACGUCAGCCAAUUGGUGAUAGUCAUGAAACACAUCUACUACGCUUAUGUUAUACCGCUUUAUUAGUUCAAAGUCUUUUAGCUUGGAGUCCAAAUAUGAAUUGUUUAGAUUAUCUAAAACAACAUAAUCUUAUAUCAGAUUUAUGCACAUGGAAUGAUAUAUGUACAGAAUCAGAUAACUGGAAUAUACCUCAGUUGCUUGAUGUUUGGCGUUUACUGCGGGAUCUGUCUGGUCUUCCUGCACCAAAUUUAUCUACCAAUGGUAUUGAUGAUGAUCCAGCUUAUGUGACACAUUUAACACAGUCACUGGGUUUAUUUUUACGUGCCAAUUGUUUACCAUUUCUACGUGUUGCUGCUUUUAUCAUUCAUAAGAUCACAGGUGUUGAUGUUCCAGCUGAUCUUCGUCAACCUACUUCUUCGCAGGAUUCAAUAGAUAAUAUGAAUGAACAUAGUCUCCUUUUAACCUAUUUGGGUUUACCGCCUACACCGAGUGAUUUAUUAGUUCUCUUAUCAUCAUCAACAUCACUAUCAGUUGAAUUGAAUCCAUUGAACCCUGUAAAUCAAUCGAAUCAUCAACAGAUAAAUAUCUCUAUGCUGUCUGAAUCCUUAUGGUUAGCGCGUUUAAUAACUAGUUGGUGUUUAACUGGACGUUAUUCAUUAAGUCGUCAGUUAUAUCAAUCAUUAUGUCAUCGAUUUGUAAAAUCAACGAACUCACUUUCAUCUAUUGAUGAUAUAAUACCUUAUCCGAAUAAAAAUUUACCGAGAUUAAUUGAAUUACCAAACGAAUAUACUCAUCUGCUUUUACUAGCUAUGGAUAUGGACUGUCACGCCGAAGGUCGUACACAUAGUGAUUUAAGUUUAUGCCUUGUCUGUGGACAUUUGGCGUGUUUAUUCUGCUAUGGCUGUCGUCAAUUUGAAAAUAAUUCUAAUACAAAUCAGUCAGCAACGUUGUCACCAAUGCUUGCCAAUUACUCUAGUCUUAAUAAUAAUAAUAAUAAUAAUACUGCUGCUGGAAAUAUUAAUCAAGAAUUUGCUGUUUACCGUAUGCAAGCCCAUUCAAGACGUUGUCAUUCCGGCUAUUGUCUUUUACUACGUAUUCAUUCAUGUCGUGUAAUUCUGUUGUCAGAUCAAGCUCGACGUAUCACAGAGAUACCUGCACCUUACAGAGAUUCAUUCGGUGAAACUGAUCCAGAUUUACGGCGUGGAAAUCCUCUGUUCCUUGUGGAGUCUGAAUAUAAGCGUAUUAAUGAGUUGUGGAUUAAUCAUCAAUUGGCGUCAAGUACAGCAUCGGAAUUGGUUACACCAUCAAAUUUAUCAUUUAGUUUAUAA
This is a messenger RNA of Heterobilharzia americana, 8877 nucleotides long. NCBI's taxonomy places the organism in Eukaryota, Metazoa, Platyhelminthes, Trematoda, Strigeidida, Schistosomatidae. The record is from the annotation of a GenBank genome assembly.